AUGCCCGAAACAAUACACGAUUCCUUCUAUUCUAAAAACGCUCCCAGUUCUACUUUUGCUCCAGCAAAUAAAUCACGGGUCGAUACAUACCGGUACGACGAGUCGGUAGAGGCAAGCACGCCGAGCUGCCCGACGACGAGCGUCAACUUCGAUCGGGAUCUACCAUCGUCUCAGAUCACAAAAUGGCGUCGAAAGAUCGCGGAAUAUUUGCAAAAACAAAAGAAGAAAGAGAAAGCGACCGCCUUUAAGCGUAAGCACGGCGGCAAAGGCAUCGUGAUGGCGGCCGAAGACCACGAUGCCGUGAUCCGAACAUGCGCGAAGGGCUCCGAUCUGAAUAGCGGUGCCGAGAACGUAACCUUCAAGGUCGUCAAAAGAGCGGCGAUGCAGCAGUCGAGUCUUAACGAGAUCUUGUAUUUGAAUACCGAUUCCAUCCUCGUUGCGGACCCGGGUCCGAUCUGGCGGCUCGUCGGACAGCCUUGCCGGAAACGAGUACGAAGGCGAGUCGGGGCAGAUGGUGAUCUCGCGAUCCCGGCACCAGGACCUGCUGCUGGCCCGGACGGGCAAUGGAUGUUUAUCCACCCGAACCUGAUCAAGCACGGCUCGUUCUUACAUGCUUGGAUUAGGCUUCCCUCAAUGCUGUCCAUUCUUUUGGACCGUGGCGUCCGCGCAGGUCCAGUCAAAACCCUUGGCCAGAAGCUUCACGAUAUGGUAGAAAGAGAACGGAACGCCGGCCUCCUGAUUCGGAAACUUCCGCAAAGGUUCCAAUUCGAAAGCUUCGAGCUUUCCGCGAAGUCACCGGUCCUUAUGAGCACAGUAGGGAGGCUGGUGAGAAGCUUCCCCGGAGCAGCAAUCGCGGUAGACCAAACAAAAGUGUCAACACCCGGCUUCCGCGAUGUUCUUACCGAAACGCUCUUUGCUUUGGAAAGUGAGGGAAUCGACGAAUCUAUAAGCAAAUUUCCCGGUCAUGCUCCCAGAGAUGGGAUUCCUGUUCUUAAGCUGCCUGGUAUUUUACGUGGUCUCGGCUCACCCGUCGCUAUUUCUCGGAUCCACAAACGUACUAAGGACGAGGGCAUUUUUGGAAGUGGCCCAAAACCGUUCCGUCGCUCGCCACGCUGGCUGUUGCUCAAAGUGUCACUGCAGACAACGCUCGCCGACCAGAAGCGCUACGAGAUAUUCAUGAUCUAUUUCACAGCUACCGCUCUCGAACGGGCAGUGACUGCUGACGUUUCCAGCGACAAAAUUCAUGUUAUGCUUGCAAAGAUUGCGCGACGUAUCAUGAAACUGGGUUUCUUCAUCAAGGAGGAUGCGCCUUGGGCUCCCUUAUUAGAGCCUGCAGCAAAAGCAGCUGUUUUUGAGCUCGACAUUCCUAGCUUUAUCCGCAGCUGGCGUUCUAUUUCGUAUCAGAUUCUAGCUGAUGUGCUGAACCCUUUACCGUACGAGGGUCUGAAAGACUACGUCAAGCAGAAUGUUGACAGACUGGAAUUCGUCUUGAAAACUAGGCCCUUGGCUCAAACCGCAGGCAGAGCAGUAGUAGUGUUCGAAGCCACCGAAGAAAUUGCCUGCCUCGAAAACCGAUCAAAACUUGCUAUGCAAGAUUCGUUGUCUUAA
Drepanopeziza brunnea f. sp. 'multigermtubi' MB_m1 is the source of this 1608-nucleotide messenger RNA. The record is from RefSeq and is a predicted model, not a curated record. NCBI's taxonomy places the organism in Eukaryota, Fungi, Ascomycota, Leotiomycetes, Helotiales, Drepanopezizaceae.